CUAUGGCUGCUUCCUGGUGCCGCGAUGUUCCUCCAUCCAGACGGUAUCCGCUCUAGGCGUCCGGCGGCUGGGUAGCUCGUUGGCUGGCUGGGAAGAGGCGAAGGUGAAGGGAGUGUGGACUCCUUUUGCGUGGCUGGAAUGGAGAGGAGAGCCCUGGCCUGGCUGCCACUGAGAACAAGGUGCUGAUGGAUGAUCUCUCUCCAUGGUCUAGAAGCCUUGACAUGUGCAUUUGAUUAUUUAACUUCACUGGAUUGUGUAUAGUCAGCCAGCCGGCUUCUGCUGUAAGGAUGGCUCCUCAGUUCCGCAGUUACGUCUGGGAUCCUGCUCUUAUUCUCUCACAGAUUGUGCUGAUGCAGGCCAUUUACUACAGCUCUCUGGGACUCUGGUUGGCUCUGGUGGACAGCUUGGUUCAAAACAGUCCUUCCCUUGACCAGAUUUUCAGUUAUGAGGUUUUGGGAUUUUCCACCUCACCUGGGAGACUUGCCAUGAUGGCUUUUAUCCUGAAUGCACUUACGUGUGCCAUAGGCUUGCUGUAUUUCAUUCGACGAGGGAAGCAGUGUUUGGAUUUCACUGUCACGGUUCACUUCUUCCACUUGCUGGGCUGCUGGAUUUACAACGCACACUUUCCGACUGCUCUAACCUGGUGGCUUGUACAUACUGUUUGCACGGCACUCAUGGCUGUGAUUGGAGAGUACCUCUGUAUGAGAACAGAACUGAAGGAAAUCCCAUUGAAUUCAGCCCCUAAAUCCAACGUAUAGACUGUCAGAGGUACCGCCCCUCACUAUCAGCUUUAGCAUCUGGGCACUAAGAUGUUGUACAUGAGAAUGCAGUGAAGAAACCCAAUAGGUCAAUUUGGAUGGCUUAAGAAACCUCAUUUGGAAGGCUGGGGCUGUAACGCUUCCAUGUGCACAAGAGUGUUAUUUCAAUAUCAUACCUCUUGCUCCUCGUGUAGACUCAUCCAUUUUGCUCAAGCGGCACAUUCAAUGACGGACACCAAUAAUAGAACCAUAGAGCAGACAAUGAACUGUUCUUGAGAAUUUGUGUGAUGAUCCCAGCCCGGGUUUUCUGUAACAUGGACACCAUCUAGGUAGCUGACUCCAGGCAGUUUGCAAUGAAAAUGUGAGAUUGCUUUUCCCCCUGUCCCCGUGAUUUACUUCCAACAGUCCUUUGAAUUGAAAAUCAAGGAGAUAAAACAGUAUAAGUGGAUGUGAUGCUGUAUUUCUCACUUGGCUGCUGUGGUGCUAGAAGGUUUGGCUAGAUGCAGGGAAAAAAGUGAUCAUAUUUAUUGGAUUGAGAAAAAGAAUCUUUGAAAAACGUUUUUAAAAAAUCAACUUUUUAUUGGGACAUUACUAUUUAUUGACCAGUCAGAAUUGCAUUGUGGAUUAAAGGGUGCUGUUGUAUAGAAAUGUAAUUCAGGGAACCAUGAUACUGAAACUUUAAAUUUACCAGCUCUGAGGAGAUAAAGAGUACAUAAGACAAGUCAGCCAGCCAGGCAGACUUGUUGACAACAUCUGGCUAGGUAUUUCUGAUUUCAGAAUUGGAUGGAUAUGCUUCCAAUGAGCCUUUUUUUGUAUUACAAUGAAUGUAUUUCCAUAAAGAUCUGGGACUUUCUGCUUAUCACCAGAUUCUAAUAUUUAUUAACCAAGGAUACGCUUUCUCUGCUGCAGGAUAUUGUGUGGAAAAAUUGCAAAAAAUUAGGAUUACUACCAAAACUGAAUCACAUUUAAGAGGAACUUACUCCACACUCAAUUUUAGUUGUCUCCUAUUAACAUAGCUCUGAGUAACUACUUAACUCCCUCCUUUUUCAAGGGAGGGUUAAUCUGCAACUCCCAGUUGUAAGUGUUUUGUUUUCAUUUCUGCCACUGAACUUCCCCUUGUGUGUAAAUAUCUGUGAACGUCAUUAGUUUGUAUAAAUUAUAUUGGUAAGUUAAUGCUUGGUUUGUAAUGAAUAGAGGGAACAUUUUACAAAGAGAACUUGAUAAACCAUCUCGCCAAA
Messenger RNA from Anolis sagrei ordinatus, 1996 nucleotides. It is a transcript of the gene SYS1, whose product is annotated as SYS1 golgi trafficking protein. Gene Ontology annotation, biological process: protein localization to Golgi apparatus; Golgi to plasma membrane protein transport; Golgi to endosome transport. Gene Ontology annotation, cellular component: Golgi membrane; trans-Golgi network. The record is from RefSeq and is a predicted model, not a curated record. Lineage: Eukaryota; Metazoa; Chordata; Lepidosauria; Squamata; Anolidae.